Molecule: messenger RNA, 655 nt
Organism: Phytomonas sp. Hart1
Lineage: Eukaryota; Euglenozoa; Kinetoplastea; Trypanosomatida; Trypanosomatidae
Source: the annotation of a GenBank genome assembly
GAAGUCGACCCACCAUGACCAAGGCCAACGGACGUAACGCAGCCCGCAAGCUUGUGCGCCUGCGCCGCAAGAACCGCUGGGCUGAUAAAAAGUGGAAGAAAUCGCACUCCUUCGUCGCGCAGAAGGCCAACCCCUUUGGCGGGUCCUCGCACGCAAAGGGUAUUGUGUUAGAGAAGAUCGGUGUUGGGGCUAAGCAGCCUAACUCCGCUAUUCGUAAAUGCGUUCGCGUGCAGCUGAUCAAGAACGACAAGAAGAUCAUUGCCUUCGUGCCCAACGAUGGUUGUCUUCACUUCAUUGAGGACAACGACGAGGUGUUGGUGUCCUUCUUUGGUCGUUCCGGCCACGCUGUCGGUGAUAUUCCCGGAGUCCGUUUCAAGAUCGUCAAAGUGUCCAGCGUUGGCCUGUAUGCUCUGUACCGUCAGAAGAAGGAGAAGCCGCGCACAUAAGCAAUCAAGUGCAAGCGACUUAGCUGAACUUCACGAUCGGUAAAAUCUGGAGGGGUAACAAUUCUGGUGUGGACAUUCCAUCAUUUUUUUCAGACAAUUAUAUUUUUACUAUAACAAACAAAUAUCUCGGCAUGUGUCCCUAGUUUCUUCCUUACAGUGGCUGUGGGGAAGAAUUGUAUUUUGGGUUGCACUGAUGAGGCAAAAGUAAA